UUGGCGGCCGAGAGGGGAGGGUCGGAGCGGUGACGAGAGACGACGAGAAGAUGGCGGCGGAGGCGGUGGAGCUGCACAAGUUGAAGCUUGCAGAGUUGAAGCAAGAAUGUUUAGCCCGAGGCCUGGAGGCGAAAGGAAACAAACAGGAUCUUGUCAACAGACUGCAGACCUAUCUUGAGCAACACGCUGAGGAGGAGGCAAAUGAAGAAGAUGUCUUGGGUGAAGAAACAGAGGAAGAAGAACAGAAACCGGUAGACCUGCCUGUCAAAGAGGAGGUCCCCAUGGAGAAAUCAGCUGAAGUGGGUGCAGAAAAAAAAGUGGUGAAAAUUACUUCAGAGAUUCCACAGAUGGAGAGAAUGCAAAAACGGGCAGAGAGAUUCAAUGUUCCUGUGAGUCUGGAGAGUAAGAAGGCUGCAAGAGCGGCUCGGUUUGGUAUGCCUACAGCUUCCGCUAAAGGUCUAGCUGCGGAGAAUAAGACUACAGUAAAUAUAGACAAAUUAAAGGAAAGGGCUCAGAGAUUUGGCUUGAAUGUCUCCACAGUCUCCAAAAAGACUGAAGAUGAUGAGAAGCUCAAAAAGAGAAAGGAGAGAUUUGGUAUUGUGACGAGCUCUGCCGGGGCAGCAAUCACAGAGGACACGGAGGUAAAGGCAAAGAAGAGAAAAAGAGCAGAACGCUUUGGCCUCGUCUGAUGAUCCGUCUCUUAGUCCUUGUUUCGGGUGUGUCUUUUACACAUUCUUGUUCUGCAUACCUUAUAAGGAAUAUAAUUUUCUUCCUCGUACAGAUGUUGGCUUUGCGUUUUAAAACUAGCAUUUUAAUCGUGCCCGCCCCUUUGGACUUGUAAAAGAAAUGGAUUUUGGAACAUAGAAUAAAAGUGUUCUUUUUGGGUAUGCAACAGUUGAAUUCUCUGUCAUAUUCUCUUACAGCCACUAGUAUUCAGUGUAUGUCAGUGUAAAGUGGGGUGUGCAGACUCCAAUUUAUUUCUCCUUUUCUGUGCAGGUAGAAACUACUCCAUAAAAUAAAAAAUAGCAUUCACUGAGUAUGGAGGCAGAAGGAAUAUGAAGAUUUCUGUUGCAUCAUUCGCUGUAAUUGAAGUUACCCAGCAAUACUUAAAUUAGGCACAGUCCGUCCUCGUCCUUACAAUUUCCCUUGCACAUUUGUUUCUUCAUUAUUAUUUUUUCAUAUUGCCUGUAGCUAAUUGCUAGGUUUCCUCUUUCUUCCUGCUAAACAGUAAUUCUUAAAGAUCAUUUGUGUCAGCUGCUUGCCCCCAAUUCGAAAAUAAAAAUACUCUUAUGUUCAAAACCAAAGCAUUUCUUUCCUUGGGUUCUGCCACAAGUUCACUCAAAUUGGGUCUUAGGAAGUACGAUCUCAGGUUUGCCAUACAGCUAGUCUGGAAGGUUCUUGUAUAGUCACCUGCUGAAGUAGAAGCCAUGCUUUUUAUACUUUAUGCAGCUGUCGUGUGUAUUAAAGGACACUUUUGGCCCACAGAAUGGGAUUCAUUGAAUGACGGCUCUUGGCUGUAGCUUAGAGCAGUCCAGGAUGAAGAUAGCUAAGUAGCCACAGAUUUAGUAUCCAGUACUGCCCAGCCUCUCAGAAAUGCUUCAUUGCUAAUGAUAUUAUAGACGGCAUUGAAGGAUUUUUCCCUUUCAUUUUUACUUGUAUUAAAAUGAAAAAAAAUUAGCUUUUUUAGAAGAAGUAGUGUGAAAUCAAAAAACCUGUAAAGAUAAUAGCCAUAGAAUAAAUUAUUGUAAUAUGAAAUCUUGAUGUUCAAAAUUUCUUUUAUGUACCUUCCAUCCCUAGGUCGAUUUUCAAUUUUUUUUUCUUUUUUCUUCCGUAAAUUUGAUGCAUAUUUGAAAGAGCUGAAGUGUCCGUUUGCGUUGUUGUCCUUCAUUGUAUUGAGUCAGGAUAAACUUCUAAUAUUUGCAUUUCCUAUUAAUGACUUAGGCACAAUUCAGAAGUGUAGUGCAAUGAUAGUUCUACAAGAACAGACUUCUGUUCUGUCGCCACCUUUACCUAAAUCCUUACCAGUUCCCUAUUUUAGUUUAUGUAGACCAAACACUGUUUAGCUAACACUACAGAUACGUGUCAUCCUCCAAACAGGGAAGAAGCUGUUUGAUUAAUUUCUUCUGCAUACUAUAGAUAGCCAUUCUUGUUGCUCAUGGUUUUUAGUCUGUCAAUUGGAUUUUAAUCUGAAUAGGUCUACUUGGGCUCUAAUUUUCAGUUUUCUUCAAGGGUUGAAUUUCAUCUCCCUCUUUGUUCCUCAUUCAGCUUUUUGCAUACAGAGCAGAUUAAGCAGAGCUAAAAAAAAAAUGAUUAGCUGCCUCUUUAAUUUUAUAUGUUACGCAUAUUUCAGCUGUGUGCAUUUAAUUAACCAGCUAUUCCUAACUGUCAUGUACUGCAUUAUUCAUGCCAUCUUGGAGCAGUAUUCUAAUUUGCGGUUAAGACCGGGAGUCACAUGGUAUCUGUUCAACACCCCAGCUUCUCAGAAACGCAUGUUCUUAACUUUAUUCUCAGUUUAUUUUAUAUGUUCAUUUUUAUAAUAUGUUUUCUACUCAUCAGAUGUUGGCGAUUUGGUUUACUUGCUUGAGAUGUUUUGUAGUGUGUUUUGAAACCAGAACUGCAUUUCGCUCUUGGUUUCAUAAUAAAAGUGCUUCUUCAGGGCAA
Molecule: messenger RNA, 2661 nt
Organism: Eublepharis macularius
Lineage: Eukaryota; Metazoa; Chordata; Lepidosauria; Squamata; Eublepharidae
Gene: SARNP
Product: SAP domain containing ribonucleoprotein
Exons: 11
Coding region: 51-689 (212 amino acids)
Biological process (GO): poly(A)+ mRNA export from nucleus
Cellular component (GO): nucleus
Source: RefSeq, a predicted model, not a curated record